AUGUCGCUUUUUCCUUUCCGUGAGGAGCGGCACAUCAACCAGCUGUACGAGACGGAUGACAUCUACGACUUUAUUGGGCGUGGGACGUUUGCGUCGGUGUUUAAGGCUGUGAGUCUUGUGGAUGGGGCGGAGCUGCGGAAGGGUGACACGGUUGCGUUGAAGGUGUUCAACAAGCGCGACCUCACCUCUGAAAAGAUGCGGCUGGACGUCAUCAACGAGGUAGAGGUUCUUCGGCGGAUAAAUCACAAGAACUGCGUGCGGCUGCUGGACUACUUUCAAACACCGCUGCAUCUUGUGAUUGUGAUGAACUACGUGGACGGGACGGAGCUUUUUAAGGCCCUCCGCGACACGGUAUUUACAGAGGCACAGGUGCGAUUCGUGACACAGCAGCUACUAGAGGCGCUAGAUUACCUUCACAACGUCGUUGGUGUUGUGCACCGCGACGUUAAACCAGAAAAUAUAUUAGUAACGCUCAUGGAGAACGACGAGUUCCACGUGACUUUGGUGGACUUUGGCCUCGCGCGGUCGCUCGCUCGCAAGAGUGGUGGGCGCAGACGCUUGGGGAGUGCACGGUUCUCACUGCGUGCCAUGCCGGAGUCUCCCUCUGUGGAAUCACCGGAUUCCCAUUGUGACAGCCCGCUCAUUGCCACACCAUGCGGGACGCUGAACUACGCGGCACCCGAGACGGUGAAGAGCCUCACGCAGAGCGGUGGACAACUCGCCACAACGCCGGACCUCCUUGCCCGCAUGGACGUUUAUGCAGUAGGCACCAUUUUGUACGUCAUGCUAGUCGGGAAGCUUCCCUUCCGUCACUGCGGGAACAAGCUGCAACUUGUAAGGAGAUGGAGGCCGGACCACCCUUCGCCGAGACGCGAUGGAGCAGCUUGCCCCACGAAGCUAUUGAACUGA
Messenger RNA from Trypanosoma rangeli, 909 nucleotides. RefSeq names its product protein kinase. Gene Ontology annotation, molecular function: protein kinase activity; ATP binding. The transcript has a single exon. The record is from RefSeq and is a predicted model, not a curated record. Gene Ontology annotation, biological process: protein phosphorylation. Bases 1 to 909 code for a protein of 302 amino acids. NCBI's taxonomy places the organism in Eukaryota, Euglenozoa, Kinetoplastea, Trypanosomatida, Trypanosomatidae.